Molecule: messenger RNA, 2086 nt
Organism: Siniperca chuatsi (mandarin fish)
Lineage: Eukaryota; Metazoa; Chordata; Actinopteri; Centrarchiformes; Sinipercidae
Gene: pgp
Product: phosphoglycolate phosphatase
Exons: 2
Coding region: 341-1261 (306 amino acids)
Cellular component (GO): cytoplasm
Molecular function (GO): sn-glycerol 3-phosphatase activity
Source: RefSeq, a predicted model, not a curated record
GGACUUGGUCGCGUGUGGGUCGGCUCCUGUCCCUUUAAGCCGGUGCGGAAGUAACCGCGGAAUUGAAGCAACACUCAGUGGAGAAGGUCAGGUUCUCUCUCCGGUGGAUUUCAAGGGAUUGCAACGCUACACUUAACCAAACCGGGUCGGUCCUUACGUACCACAAAGCUGGGCGUUUGUAUAUACAGUGCUACCGAAUUUUAUGACAGCCCUAGCUAACGUUCGUGACUUUGCUCGAUAGGGAAAGCAACGUGCAGUAACUUGUAGGUAACUUACCGGCCAGAUAGGUAUUAGUUUUUAAAUCUGACAGCGCGGAACGGCUCAGUUUAACCGUUCCCUGAUGUCUGGGUCAAAAUGCAAACGGCUGAGCGGAGCGCUGGUGAAACAACUGCUGGACUCGGUGGACAGCGUCCUGUUUGACUGCGACGGAGUCAUCUGGCGGGGGGACCAGGCCAUACCCGGAGCCGCUCAAGUCAUAAACCUGCUCAAGGAAAACGGGAAGAAGGUCUUCUUCGUCACCAACAACAGCAGUAAGACGAGGAAGAUGUACGCCGACAAAAUGUCCACGUUGGGGUUCAACGUGAAAGAAGACGAAGUGUUCGGGACGGCGUACUGCUCCGCCAUGUACCUGAAGACUGUCUGCAAGCUGGAGGGCAAAGUGUACCUGGUAGGAAGCAACGCGAUGGGGCAGGAGCUGGAGGCGGUGGGGAUCCAGCAGACCGGGGUGGGACCUGACCACGUCUUCGGGAAGCAGACCGACUGGGCCAACGUGCCUCUGGAUCCCGAGGUGAAGGCGGUGGUGGUCGGUUUCGAUGAACAUUUCAGUUACAUGAAGCUGAACAGAGCCUUGCAGUACCUGACCCAGCAGGGCUGUCUGUUUGUGGGAACCAACAGGGACACCAGGCUGCCCCUGGAGGGAGGCAAGGCUGUCCCAGGUACAGGCUGCCUGCUGCAGGCCGUCGAGACAGCAGCCCAGUGCCAGGCCCAGACUGUGGGCAAGCCCAACCACUUCAUGUUCGACUGUGUGGCCUCCCAGUUCGGCGUGGACCGUGACCGCUGCCUGAUGGUGGGCGACCGCCUCGACACGGACAUCAUGCUGGGCUCCAACUGCGGUCUGAAGACCCUCCUCACCCUCACGGGGGUCAGCACUGUGGCGGACGCUGAGGCCCAUCAGAAGAGUGGCUGCGCUGAGAGGCAGAGGAUGGUGCCAGAUUAUUACGUGGAGAGCAUCGCAGACCUCCUUCCGGCUCUGCAGGGAUGAAACAUCUGCAAUUCUGUCGGGACUGAUGUGUAGCUAUGUGAUAGCCUAGCUGCUGUAAUCCUGAGGGGUUUUGGCUAGCACAUGGCACAUGCCAGGCUUCAUUGUCUUCUAAAAGGGAAUAUUUUAAUCAUUUCUAUAAUAAAGUCACAACCAAGCAGCUAGCUGCUUUGUGACAUAGGAGACAAAGACUCCAUUAUUAACUUAAAACAUUAUUAAAACCUGCUAAUUUAACAUUGAUGAUUCAUAUUAAUAACACAAGAACAAUGAUUUCCAGUAUUGUUUCAAUGUAAUUUAAGUGUUAGAGUUUGUUACUAAAUGAGUAGAGUUUAUCUUCCUUUUUGGGUGGAGUGGCGUAAGGUGAGUGUACUUUAAAGGCCCUGACCUUGUCUGUGAUGACGCAGUCUCCCCUUAAGCAACUACAAGUCAAACUCAAGGAGGGAAAUAAGCACACAAAAUGUGUCAACAGUUUGGUAAUAUAUGUGUUGAGGUUUACAGCUCUGUUCCAAAGUCUAUAAAUAACAGGCACAGAAUGGGGCUAAAAGGCAUUGAACGGGUCUGACUUUCUGUUUUUAAUGUAUUUUACACACCUCAGCAGAAAGUGCUAACAUUCACAGUAACAUUCAUGGGAUGGUGCAAUGAUACCCAGUUUUGUCAUGUCAUGUCGUGUCAGUUCAUUAGUGAAACAACGAUUAACAGAAAUGCACGGUUUAAAGGUAAUCCAAUCUUCCUUUUACCAUCUGUUUUUGUUCUGACUUGUCCUUGACUCCCCAAAUCACUGAAAGCAAUGCACAGAUAUGUAAUAAAACAUAAACUAUCUUCUCUAAA